UUAAGUCAAAUUAUAUAUAAAAAUCAUAAACAUUUUAACUAUGCACUAAUAGUUGAUUCUCUAACGAAGCAAACUUGAAGGUGGAUACAUAGACAACCAAUCAGCAUACCACCCAAGGACACACCUCCAGUUGCAACAUCACAGGUGUAAAUGUAAAUACUAGACAACUUGAUAUUGAUAUAAAUCAGAGUUCAGAAUAAUGCAGACUGAGAAAAGAAUUAACCUAGAGCAACCUCGGUAUGAUCAAGGAACAUUUACUGGUAGAGCCAGGCAUUUUAUUAUAACAACCAAUCCAUUUAAUAUACUUGCAACCUCACAACAAUUAGAGGAUGCAAAAGCAGUGGUAGAAAGAUAUAGAAAAGGUGACACAUUAGGUGCACUCAAUGUAUCACCUGAUCAGUUGUGGCAGGCAAAACAUUUAUAUGAUUCUGCUUACCAUCCGGAUACAAAGGAGAAAAUGUUCUGGGCAGGAAGGAUGUCAGCUCAGGUUCCCAUGAAUAUGAUCAUCACUGGAUGUAUGAUGACAUUUCACAAGACCCCACAAGGCAUCAUAUUUUGGCAAUGGUUUAAUCAGAGUUUUAAUGCUGUAGUAAAUUACACAAACAGAAGUGGAGAUGAGCCUAUAUCUAAAAAACAGUUGGGCUUAUCUUAUGUAGGAGCUUCAGCAGGUGCUAUUGGUACAGCUAUGACUAUAAAGAGUCUUGUAAAGAGAUUUCCACCAAUUGUUUCCAGAUUUGUUCCUUUUAUUGCUGUGGCAUCUGCUAAUUGUAUUAAUAUACCAAUGAUGAGAAGUAGGGAAUUAUUAGAAGGUAUACCUGUGUAUGAUGCUGAUGGCAACAGAGUUGGAGAAUCUAAAAAGGCAGCAGAAAAGGCCAUAGCAUUAGUUCUGUUUUCUAGAAUUUGUAUGGCAGCUCCUGGAAUGUUAACCCCACCAUUUAUAAUGCAUGCUCUGGAAAGCAAAGCUUUCAUGAAGAGAAUGCCAUGGUUGAAUGCUCCAGUGCAAAUAGGACUUGUAGGAUUUUUUUUGUUGUUUGCCACUCCAUUGUGUUGUGCAUUGUUUCCACAGAAAAGUUCCAUGAGUAUAAACCAUAUUGAAAAAGAACUGCAAGAAAAACUUUCCGCAUCAAGUCCACAUGAUUGUGUCUACUUCAACAAAGGGCUUUAAUAACAAUUUUAGACUUAUUGUUUAUACAAUAGCUGAGUUACAACUGAAGCAUAAUGUGUGAUAACUGAUAUGCCAAAAUGAUAUUUUUAUGUCGAUUGUUAAAACUGAGUACUAGGAGAUGUGACUGUCAUUUAAAUAGCUUAGUACAUGAAUAUUUUUUGUCUUGGUAUAAUGCUUAACAUGCUGUUUUGUAAUACCAAGAGAGUAAAUUAAUGAUUUCCAAUCUUUACUUCAAUUUUCUUGCAUUUUGAUUCAUCUGUCAUUAUCAGUUUUAAAAAUAUUUAGAUUUAACCAAAAAAAAUCAAAAUCUCAAUGCUCUAAAUAAAAUUGCAUUGCUUAAGAUGAAUAUAAAAAAGGUAGUGAUUCAGGGUUUGUGUUUUUUGUGGCUUUAAGCAUACUUAUAAAGAUACAGUUUUAACUGUUAUUAAGAAAAUGAGCAUGAUAUUUAAGAAUAGAUAAUUAUUCAUUUACAUUCUCUUCUUGCCAAGAUUUGUUUUAUUUUCAAGAUGGUUAUUUGCAAUCUAUUGAAUCUGACAGAACAAACUUCAAAAUUUUAACAAAUACUGUUAUAUUGGGGUUUGGAAAAAGGGAAAGGGGGAUGUGAAAAAAAAAUGGGGGAGAGGGGGGUAAAAAUUUUCUCAUUUCAGAUUUCAUAUAUAAAAAGAAAAUUUCUUCAAACAUUUUUUUGAGAGGAUCCGAUUAAUAUUCGACAGCAUAGUGAAUUGCUCAAAGGCAAAACAAAUAUUUUAAGUUCAUUAGACCACAUUCAUUCUGUGUCAGAAACCUAUGCUGUACCAACUAUUUAAUCAUAAUCCAAAUUUAGAGCUGAAUUCAGCUUGAAUGUUGUGUCCAUACUUGCCCCAACCGUUCAGGGUUCAACAUCUGCGGUCGUAUAAAGCUGUGCCCUGCGAAGCACCUGGUUCCUUUGGGGGGGGGG
This is a messenger RNA of Mytilus trossulus (common blue mussel), 2102 nucleotides long. RefSeq names its product sideroflexin-1-like. NCBI's taxonomy places the organism in Eukaryota, Metazoa, Mollusca, Bivalvia, Mytilida, Mytilidae. Gene Ontology annotation, molecular function: monoatomic ion transmembrane transporter activity. Gene Ontology annotation, biological process: serine import into mitochondrion; monoatomic ion transport. The record is from RefSeq and is a predicted model, not a curated record. Gene Ontology annotation, cellular component: mitochondrial inner membrane. The transcript is spliced from 11 exons. Bases 200 to 1165 code for a protein of 321 amino acids.